Molecule: messenger RNA, 1305 nt
Organism: Rhizoctonia solani
Lineage: Eukaryota; Fungi; Basidiomycota; Agaricomycetes; Cantharellales; Ceratobasidiaceae
Exons: 3
Coding region: 1-1305 (434 amino acids)
Source: RefSeq, a predicted model, not a curated record
AUGUCUAGACCAUUCAUCAACGAAGACAUACUUAUUCAGAUUGUAGCACAUCUUCCUAACACUCUUGAUCGUAUCGCACUGGGCUCUACAGCGCGAUGGUGCUAUUUGAAUAUUGAAAGAUUUGUCUAUACCCACGUUACACUUCGCCCGGACGGGCCUGCCUUCGAUGUCGUUUCCAGACUGCUCAAAGACCGGGCCCUGUGUACGCACAUUACACAACUCGACAUUAUGUUAUCCACUCGUUCACGAUACACUACUUACGUACCAGGAAAAGAUGAUAUCCAACGUAUGUGGGAACACCAGGACAAAUACAUCCAAGACGUGACAAUAAUAAUGAAACAUGCAACCCAACUGAAGGGAUUGUGGAUUGAAGAGGGGAAGGCUGGCGCAAUACUACACUCCCGAUUAUCGCUUGAGCUGAAAUUCGGAUAUUUUCCCUUCAGUCUUACGUCCUUUAGGCUAGGUUCCUUUACGCCCGGCGCAUUGGAGUUCAUUGGAACUCACACAGAAUUGAAUCACCUUGUGCUGACCCAUCUUACCAAUUUUCCUCAUGGCUCCGACGACCUGACUAGCCUUACCGCCAGAUUCCAAGCGCCCGCGGUAGAUUAUAAACUUAUGGAGCUGGGUACAUUGUGGGCUACCCCAUGGUGGACACGUGCUCUUUUGACCCGCUGCGAUGUCCAUACAUUCGGUCUGCUUGACAAAUCUCAGUCAACUGGGGCGCAUGCGCAACUUAUCCUGGAUGUCGAGAUAGCACUUUCAAUAUCUCCGCUAGUUGCGCAAGGCGGUCACAAAACGGUCAGAUCGCUGGCGCUUCCGUUAGAUUAUUUCGUUGUGCCAAGACCAACUCUUAAUUUAGAACUUAUAUCGAGGGCGUUCCCGGUGGUCGAAAGGGUCGCCGUUACCUUAGAGCCAGGGAAAGAGGUAAUUCGGCUCACUGGAACUUUUGAGGGCAAUGAAUCAUACACAGCCCCGGAGGCCCUCCAGGAUCCGAUAUUCGAGUCUGCAACAGAAUUGUGUUUCCUCUUACCAGGAGAAUGGCCACAUGACGGGAGUGCCCCUCACAAGGCCAUUAGCAAACGAGGAAAGGACGUCGACUACGCAAUCCCUUACUCCCUUGUGAAGCUCAUGCCGAAACUUGUCCAUGUUGUUACCCCAGACAGAUGUUACUCUAGAGGGGUAAAGCAUUGGGGAGUGACAAGUACGGAGAACGUACCCAAGGUGAAUGGCCCAAUGGCAAUGUUUGGUUCGGACGGGCAAGAAGCGAAUGCCAGUUGCCGCAAUCCUGGAUAUGACAAAUACUAA